GGCAGCACCGGUCAUUUCGUUGUCAUUUUUUGGGGGGUUGCUUUGUCGGUUUAUCAGUUCCAAGCACGUAGUGGUUUUUAUCACACAAGCCAUUAGUAUCAAAGUAACCAUUCCUUUGCGUAUUAGGAGGACUUCUGUAAGUUCCAGGAAAUCAACAGGGUCGUCGCUGAAUACAUAUGAGCCUUUCUGAAAACAACUUGAACACCGAGGAAGUCAAGCAUGAUCUCGGUAUAAGUCAUCGACAGCUCGAAGAUAAAACAUCGAGAAAGGUCUUCAGUAGACGGAGGUAUCAAGGCAAUCAUACAGUGUGCCCAGAUGGCUACGAAGCGUCAAGAGCGGCCUUUGAAAAGGAAGCAGUAUGCAGGUUCUACCUUCACAGCGGGGCCUGUAGGUACGGCAGCGGGUGCCGUUAUUCACAUGCCACAACGAAUGCUGAAGCUUCCUACGUAGACCCCAAAGAAUCAGAAACACGAAAGCAAAGAGUCUUACCUGAUCCGAAACAUAAAUCGGAGAUAUGUCAGUUUUUCGCCAGGUUUGGACACUGUCGGUAUGGUCGGUCGUGUCGGUAUAUUCACAGUUACAGGAAAGCUGAACUCCCUGCGAAAACUAGGGUGAAAGAUGCACGAAAUUUGUGCGUUUCUCAAGAGGCUCCGGAGUGUAGUGAUCCUAGGGACCAAACAAAUGAUACCUCAGAGGGCAAAACUAAGGCAAUGGGGAAUGCGAAGCCUGAUGCUGAUGCAACGCCCACAGGAGCACCGUUACCAAAAAUCUCAGCAGAAGAAAGUCUGGAAGCUUUAAGGGACAGGGAGAUACAGCAGUUUGUUAAGCGCUACAGAAACUGCAAAAACGUUGAGAGCAACGAUGGAAGGCAAAGAUACAAUUUUAUCUUUCGCCCCACAGAUCCUGACUGGAGGUUUGACAUCAGAGAGCUCACUCUUAGCGUGACAUUUCCAAGCAGCUAUCCAAAAGAUUAUUUCACUUUGAACGUUUACGACGAUGAAGCUGUCUUGCCAUCUCUGCUCGUCAGGGAUUUGAACAAAGCAAUUGCCAAGUGGCUACAGGACAAACACGUUGCAAAUCGGGAAGCAAACCCAAACCAGCUAGUGAUGCGACCCUUUUUACGUUGGCUCGAUCGGAGCCUCGAGGACCUGUUUAUCGAAAGCCUCAGAAAGGUCAAAAGGAUUCAGCUUGCUGAAGAAGCAGGAAUCCAGUUUGUGCCACACGAACACCUCUCAUCGAAUAAUCAAGCCCCACCAAGUUCAGCCGUACCAGAGAUCUCGCCAAACGAAGACGAUACUGCACAGGAUCUCGGAAAUGAAAAUCGCCAUGCCAUUGAUAGUGCCAGCCAUGAUUCGGUAGAAGGUAAACCAGAUUAUCGGCAAAGUACCUCUCUUGAAGCCCAGAGUGCCGAUGCAGCAAACGGUAUGUCUACAAAAGACAAACACGAAUCAACAGAAAUAGGAGAAGUAGAUAGCUCAGUUAAGGACAAGAAUGAUCCGAAAAAUUCUCAACAGAGUUGCAGCAGCAAAGAAGACUCAGAAUGUGUCAACAGUAUACUGCCAAGCAUAGCCACAGAAAGUAAGAACCAAAGUAGCGCAGUCGGAAAGAUCGCCCAAGAGAAGCAAGUCGAGAAGAUCGCCAAGUCUCCUGCAGCAAAUGGCACGUCCCAAGCUAUUGUAACAAACCCAAAGCGAGGAACGGAGAUCAAGCUCCGCAGGCUCGAGAUGGGAGAGAAUGUUGGGACAUUGGAAUGUCAACAGAUAUCAAUACGUAUCCAGUGCACGCGCUGUAAAUACGGUACGGAAGUCACAACGCCAGCGCGACGUCGCAACGUCGUCACUUGCGGGAGGUGCAACAAAAAUGUCAGUGCGGUGUUCCGGUCAAACAUGAUGCACCAGUUUAACUCUGUGAUUGGAUAUAUGGACCUGACGGACUGCUCUGUCUUGGACCUGGUGCUUCCACAGUGUGUGUUUGAGGCUGCGUGUCUCGGAUGUGACAAGGAAAUGAAAAUUGAUGGUAUUCAUAUCGCGCAGCAAAAAGUAACGUGGUGUCAAUCGUGCAACAGCAAACUGACGUUGCUUUUGGAAUCUGUGAAGUUCCAGAAUCUACUGCCUGCCAAAUCUACAGAUGCAAAUGGCACAUUCAUAAUCAAGGCACCGAAGGCAGCCAAGAAGGUCAAAGACCCAGCAAUACAGGAAGGCAGACCAUUACCCGACGAUGGCACCUGCAAGCACUACAAAAAAAGCUAUCGCUGGCUGAGGUUUCCGUGCUGCGGCAAAGCGUACCCCUGUGAUGUGUGUCACGAAGAACACGAAGGUGAUCAUGAAAUGAAAUAUGCGACGAGAAUGAUCUGCGGGCAUUGUGCCAAAGAACAGCCAUUUUCGACAGACAAGCCAUGUAUCGGCUGCAGUGGUUACAUGACAAAAAAGGUGACUGCGCACUGGGAAGGCGGAAGAGGAUGCAGAGACAGGAUCAAGAUGAGCCGGGAUGACAACAAAAAGUACAGCGGAGUGGGCAAAACAAUCUCAAAGAAAGCUCAAGCCACAAAACCAACAGGGAAAAAGUGAUCGAUACACAGGACAUCUUCCUGCGAUCAUGUUUUUAUACUCUGUUGCAUAAUUUUAAAUAUCUAUUGUCAUAUUUGUAUUAAAAAUGGCAGCCCACAA
Messenger RNA from Ornithodoros turicata, 2666 nucleotides. RefSeq lists its product as uncharacterized. Bases 177 to 2567 code for a protein of 796 amino acids. The record is from RefSeq and is a predicted model, not a curated record. Gene Ontology annotation, molecular function: nuclear export signal receptor activity; zinc ion binding. The transcript is spliced from 11 exons. Lineage: Eukaryota; Metazoa; Arthropoda; Arachnida; Ixodida; Argasidae. Gene Ontology annotation, cellular component: nuclear envelope.